AUGACAGAACUGGAACCCAAGAUCAGCAUCAAACUGCCGUCGCCGCCCUUCCAUGCCAUUCCAGGCCUCCCCAACUUCCGCGACGCUGGCGGUUACCCUAUUAAUGCUCAGCCUGGCCGCAUCCUCAGACCCGGCGUAGUCUUUCGCUCCGCGGAGCCCUCGCGUCUCACCGACGAUGGCGUUGCUUGCCUCCAGGAUCUCGGCAUCACCCACGUAUACGACCUCCGUUCCGCCAUCGAGCUCAAGCGCCUCGCCCUGGCGGGGGCGAACUGCGAUGUCCGCGAAUGGCCCGGUGCCCAGCGCGUCUUUGUCCCCGUCUUCCGGGACCAGGACUACGGGCCCGAGGCCAUUGCCUUGCGCUAUCGCAACUACUCGAGUAACGGCACCGAGGGCUUUACAAAAGCCUACACCGAUAUUCUACGCACCGCCUCGGAGCCAGACCACCCCAACGACCCCUUCCGUACGAUACUCUCUCACCUUGCCACCACCGAGGCCCCCUCUCCGUUCCUCAUCCACUGCACCGCUGGCAAGGAUAGGACCGGUGUCAUCUGCGCCCUCAUUCUCAGCCUCUGCGGCGUCUCGGACGAGGUCGUGGCUCACGAGUACAGCCUGACGGAUAUCGGCCUCCAGGACCGCAGAGAAGAGAUUGUCAACCACCUCCUCGCCACCGAUGCUCUCAAAGGGAAUCCCGAGGGCGCCCGGCGCAUGAUCGGCUCUCCGAAAGAAAGCAUGCUUGCGACACUGGCCAAGCUUCGUGAGGAUUAUGGCUCUGUCGAGGCUUACGUGCAAAACAGAUGUCGCAUGUCGGCAGAGGCCAUCAGCCAAAUUCGAUCCAAUCUUACGGUUGAUGUCGCCGACGGGUUUCAAGUAGUGGACUGGGUCUCGCACACUAAGCAUUUACUUUGA
Molecule: messenger RNA, 906 nt
Organism: Colletotrichum higginsianum IMI 349063
Lineage: Eukaryota; Fungi; Ascomycota; Sordariomycetes; Glomerellales; Glomerellaceae
Product: Tyrosine phosphatase
Exons: 3
Coding region: 1-906 (301 amino acids)
Biological process (GO): dephosphorylation
Molecular function (GO): phosphoprotein phosphatase activity
Source: RefSeq, a predicted model, not a curated record